UUUAACCUCAAAAAAUUGCCGCUGAUGAAAACAAAUAUUAGGAAAAAUGAAUUUUUGAUAGUAAUUUAGAAAAUAUAAAAAGUAUUAACUUAUCAUAUAUCUGAAUAUUCAUUGCAAUCAAUAUGAUCAUGAAGUUGUCUCAUAUUAUGAUCGUUUGCAUGAUACUUGCGUCUUGUCCGUAUAACAAUGCUAAGUCAAAAAAUAAGAGUACUAUUGAAAAUAUAACAGAUUUCAAAGAUUUUAAGAAGUUGUUGAGGACCAAAACUAAUGUAUUGGUUUGUUUCACAAGAUCGCUCAAAGAAUCGGCUACUGUAAUUAAAAUAUUCAAAGAAGUAGCAGAGAGUAUCAAAGGCGAAGGCACUAUGGUUUUGGUAGAUUGCUCAGGAGAGGCUAAAAAGAUGUGCAAGAAACUCAAAGUAAACCCGACGCCUACAUUAUUACGACAUUAUAAAGACGGUGAUUUCAAUAAAGAUUAUGAUAGAAAGGAGUCUGUCAAUUCAAUGUUAAACUUUAUGAGAGACCCAACUGGUGAUAUACCUUGGGAAGAGGACAGUACGGCUGAGGACGUUUUACAUGUUCCUGAUGCCUCUAAUUUGGCACGAGCGAUAAAAAAAGAACAAAAACCACUGAUGAUCAUGUUUUACGCUCCAUGGUGUGGAUUUUGUAAGACUUUGAAGCCAGAAUACGCAGCUGCAGCUACUGAACUGAAGGGACACUCAGUUCUGGCUGCUAUAGAUGUUAAUAGACCUGAGAAUAGUGUUAUAAGAACACAUUACAACAUAACAGGAUUCCCUACGAUGCUGUACUAUCUAGGGGGCCAAAUGAAACAUGUUUACGAGGGUGAAAACAAAAAAGCGGCUAUCGUUUCAUUUAUGAAGAAUCCGAAAGCACCAGCGCCAAAAACGAAAGACGUUUCUUGGAAUGAUACGAAAUCAGACGUUCUGCAUUUGUCCUCGGACGAUUUCGACGCAACUUUGAAAAAACAUAAUUCCUUACUCGUGAUGUUUCACGCGCCAUGGUGCGGCCAUUGUAAAAGGAUGAAGCCGGAGUAUGAAAAAGCCGCAUCCGCAUUGAAGAAAGAAGGUGUGAAUGGCAUACUGGCAGCGGUAGAUGCUACCCAAGAACAAGCGUUAGCUUCCCGAUUUUCAGUAAAGGGCUACCCGACCAUAAAGUAUUUCUCCGAGGGCGACCUUCGUUUCGAUGUCGAUUUCCGCGACGCCAACAAGAUCAUAAGUUUCAUGAAGGAUCCCCAAGAACCCCCACCGCCGCCGCCCCCUGAAACCCCUUGGUCUGAGGAGAAGUCCGAGGUGGUGCAUCUGGACGAAAACGAAUACAAACCCUUCUUGAAAAAGAAGAAACACGCCCUAGUUAUGUUCUACGCCCCCUGGUGCGGUCACUGCAAAAGGGUCAAACCUGAGUUCACCAAGGCCGCGGAUCACUUCAGGGACGAUCCCAGGAAGGCGUUCGUGGCCAUAGACUGCACGACGCGGCAGCCGCUGUGUUCGCUGAAUGACGUUUCAGGUUAUCCGACGAUCAAGUAUUUCAGCUAUUUGAAUAAGGCUGUGAGGAGUUACAGCGGAGGUCGAACGGCCGAAGAUUUCAUUGCGUUUAUGAGUAAUCCUGACAGUUCUGGCACACCACCACCGUCCUCAUCUAGUAAAGCUCCCGGUAAAUCUGAACAGCCAGUUUCGACGGGUUCUGUCACGUUGACACUUGACAAUAAUAAUUUUAAGCAGAGUAUAGCUUCUAAGGAACCCACCCUAGUGUUCUUUUUUGCUACCUGGUGUGGCAUCUGCACUAAAUUCAAACCGGUCUACGAAGAAGUCGCCAAAGAGUUAGCGGGUAAGGUACCUGUGCGUUUCGCUCUGUUCGACUGUACAGAUGGAGGAGAGGCUAUCGACGAAUACGAUAUUUCCCAUUUUCCAACGUUGAAAUUGUUCAGGGAAGGGAAAUUCGAGAGUGAGUUUGACGGUAAGAGGACUCGUGAUGCGUUGAAGGCGUUUGCCAUGAAGUGGGCCAAGCAAAAAGACGAAUUGUAACAAGUAAGUUCUUUGUGCGGUCUCCAGUGAGAGUACGAGUGGUCCAAUCGUUCGGACUUAAAGUCUGGGCGGAUAUGCAUUCAAUGGAGAUUAUUUGAUUUUCCCUGUGAAAGUAUAGAAAUAAACCUUUUUAUAGUAUUUUUCCUCUGAUUUUAGGUAGAUGUGAUAAUUCUAUUACUUAAUCUUGUACUCAGCGAAUAUAACUAAGUAUUUUUUCACUUUGAUAGUUGUAAUCUUUUUUAUACAAUUUUGUUUAUAUCUUUUUUAUGAAGUAAUGUAAUAAGAUAUUCUUCUACAUUUUUUUAUUGAAUCUCUACACUAUUCUGAACUGAACCUUUCUAAUAUUGUUUUAAAAUGAAUUAAUAAAAUUUACACUAUUGA
Messenger RNA from Coccinella septempunctata (seven-spotted ladybird), 2420 nucleotides. Its product is annotated as protein disulfide-isomerase A5. The record is from RefSeq and is a predicted model, not a curated record. NCBI's taxonomy places the organism in Eukaryota, Metazoa, Arthropoda, Insecta, Coleoptera, Coccinellidae. Bases 123 to 2039 code for a protein of 638 amino acids. Gene Ontology annotation, cellular component: endoplasmic reticulum. The transcript is spliced from 9 exons. Gene Ontology annotation, biological process: protein folding. Gene Ontology annotation, molecular function: protein disulfide isomerase activity.